AAUAACAUCAUUUGUUGAUAUAUCAAGUCGUUGCAAACACAAACCUACCAAACUCAUUUUGUUAACAACUCAAAGAGUCCGCUCUUUCUCCCCCCCUUCUCUUUGGCUUCCAAAUCUCUUUUCAUCUCUACAAGAUUUCAAUCUUCUGAAUCAUUUUCUUUUUCCUCAAUAAUCACAAAUGGCAUUCCCCAAACGUGGCCACAGAUUUUUCAAAUUCAGGGGCCAGAUUUCUUGUCAACUUUUAAGCUUUUAAAUCUUUAAUAUUUCGUCAAUCAAAAGCCAGUUUAUUUCUUAUAUAUAUAGAAAAUAUAUAUUUUCUCCAUCGUUUUUGGUUCAUUAAUCAGAUUAAAUGGCUUCUAAGGGACACAUUUCUGGGUCUGAAGUUGCAGUGAUGGCUUGGAUUAUGCUUAGGAUCGAUUACUCUAUGCUUUUCUGGCUCGUUUUUGGUGUUUUUCCUUAUGAAAACCAUGAAGGGAGACCUCCGAUCAUCUAGCACUUAUCACCCAUCGUUUUUUUAAUCAUCUACGUUACUAUUUACAGCAAAUUCUGUUUUUUUUUUCUUUUCAUUUAUUUUUUCGGAAUAAUUAAAUUUUAUAGUGUUUAAAGGACGAUUAGUUAUUAAUACUCGAUACUUUACAAAUAAAUAGUUCAUUGUAUCACCUUCAAAAGAUACCAUGUACAGAUCGCGAAGCAAUGAUUCCAUCCGUGGAGCAAAAUCACAACUUGAGUACGCUGAAACGGAUCCAUCGGGUCGAUAUGGACGUUUCAAGGAAGUUCUUGGGAAAGGAGCAACCAAAACAGUUUACAAAGCAUUUGAUGAGGUUUUAGCACUCGAAGUGGCUUGGAACCAAGUGAAACUCAAUGAUAUUUUCCGAUCACCGGAGGACCUUCAACGCCUAUAUUCAGAAGUCCAUCUCCUCAAAAACCUCAAUCACACAUCCAUAAUGCGAUUUCACACAUCUUGGAUCGAUGUUGAUAGGAGGACUUUUAACUUCAUAACGGAGAUGUUCACUGCCGGAAGCCUCAGAGAGUAUAGACAGAAAUACAAGCGGGUGCACAUACAAGCAAUUAAAGAUUGGGCACGCCAAAUCCUAGAAGGCCUGGCUUAUUUGCACAACUACAAUCCUCCGGUCAUCCAUCGAGAUCUAAAAUGCGAUAACAUCUUCAUCAAUGGCCAUCUUGGUCAAGUAAAGAUUGGGGAUCUUGGGUUAGCUGCCACUCUUUGUGAAUCACAACAUGCACACAGUGUUAUAGGUACGCCUGAAUUUAUGGCACCUGAGAUGUAUGAAGAAGAUUACGAUGAGCUUGUGGACAUUUACUCAUUUGGCAUGUGUGUGUUGGAAAUGCUUACGUCUGAAUAUCCUUACAGUGAAUGCUCCAACCCAGCUCAAAUAUAUAAGAAAGUCACUUCGGGAAAGUUGCCGAAAGCAUUCUAUCAGAUAGAAGAUGCAGAAGCUCAAGGGUUUGUUGGAAAAUGCCUACAAAAUGCAUCAAGUAGGCCAUCCGCGAGAGAUCUCUUGAUGGAACCUUUCCUUCUCGUUGAAGACACCGAUCAACCGAUGAAUAACUCAACAAUCUCUACCCAAAAUCCUACUUUCAUCGAAAAGAAACCUGAAAAGGUGAUUUCUUCAUUUCCCAAUAUUGUUCCAAUAAGGACUACUGAUAUGACGAUCACGGGCACCAUGAAUGCAGAAGACGAUUCUAUCUUCCUCAAAGUACUCAUUUCUGAUAAAAACGGUAUAGCAAGGAAUAUAUAUUUUCCCUUUGAUAUUGCCAGUGACACAGCACAUGAUGUUGCAACUGAGAUGGUGAAGGAAUUGGAGAUUCACGAUUGGGAUCCAUUUGAUAUUGCUGAGAUGAUUGAUAAAGAGAUUGUGACUUUAAUUCCGACUUGGAAGAAACAACCCAUGUGUCUAAAAAACCUUCAUCAUCAUAGCUUUUGCUACGAUGAUGAUAAUGAUGAUGACGACGAAGACAAUACCCCUCACCCUUUCCAUUCUUCUUCCUCACAGUCAUCAUCUCAAUCUUCUCUCCAGAGCCUAUUGAGACGAUUUGAUGCAGUACAUGAUCGAGCGGAUAAUACCAUGAUCUAUUCAACCCUUGAUCAUUGGAAUCGAGGUAAUGCCACCAAUGGUGAUGAUACAGAUUCUCAAAGCUCAUUAAAUUCUUGUAACUACUCAAACUUCACUUACUGCUCAGAUAUUGAAGAAGAAUAUGGUUCGAGAUCAUCUAUAAGACAAGACCAACAACUUGCUGGGAAGGAGAGUUUUACUAGGUUUUGUGGUGAAGAGAGAGUGAGCACAAGAUGCAGUAGGCAAAAAGUACACCAAGAAACGACCCAACAUAGGAAUAUAAGGAGGACAAGAUCAGUGGUCGAUAUUCGCAGUCAAUUGCUUCACCGUUCCCUAGUAGAGGAAAUUCACAAGCGUCGUUUAUUCAAGACUGUUGCUGCCAUUGAGAACAUUGGCUACCAUGAGCCAGCUUGGUGAGUUCCGGGCAGUGGUUUUGGAUGAUCAACAACGACUUUUCUAGGAAAACUAUAAUCAAAUAUAAAGUUGUACAAAGAAAUAAAGGUUUGAAGGGUGAGAUUUGUGGAUUUGAUUAAUGAUGUGAUAUUUGUAAUGUUAAUGGUGUGUAAAUCAUGAGAACAUGUAUACAAAUAGUUUCAACCAGAAGUGGCAUAUGUAGUAUGAAACUUUGAUGC
Lactuca virosa is the source of this 2704-nucleotide messenger RNA. Lineage: Eukaryota; Viridiplantae; Streptophyta; Magnoliopsida; Asterales; Asteraceae. The record is from the annotation of a GenBank genome assembly.